AUGCCUUGCAUCACAUCCCAAGCCUUAUUAUUAAGGCAGGCCGCGCGCCUUGCCGCGCGGCCAUCGGCUCCGGCUGCUUCGGCGUCGUCGUCGGCUCUGCGGAGAAUGCACAGCGGACGGCCGCGGCUAGCAACGACGGCUGUGUCACAGUCGCAGACGCCUGCACAGGCACGGAGGACGUAUGUGUCCGAGUCGAAGCGCGACAAUGCCCAGGUCGCCGAGGCCACCAAGAAGAUCGAGACCGCCAUCCACCUCAACAAGAAGGACUUCCAGAACGCCCUCGGCGAGGUCCCCGUGCCCACUUCCGGCGCCGGUUCCGACGUCCUCGUCAGCCCCAUGGCCGAGGUCCUCAAGCAGGCGACUGUCCUCGAGGAGGGCCAGCGGCCCAUCUACCUCGACAUGCAGGCCACCACCCCCGUCGACCCGCGCGUCCUCGACGCCAUGAUGCCCUUCUACGUCGGCAUCUACGGCAACCCGCACUCCCGCACCCACUCGUACGGCUGGGAGAGUGAGAAGGCUGUUGACGAGGCCCGCGAGCAUGUCGCUCGUCUCAUUGGUGCCGACCCCAAGGAGAUUAUCUUCACGAGCGGUGCUACCGAGAGCAACAAUAUGAGCAUCAAGGGCGUGGCGCGCUUCUUUGGCCGUUCUGGCAAGAAGAAGCACAUCAUCACGACCCAGACCGAGCACAAGUGCGUGCUCGACAGCUGUCGCCAUCUGCAGGACGAGGGCUUUGAGAUCACCUACCUGCCCGUGCUGGCCUCGGGCCUGGUGGACCUCGAGGCCCUUGAGGCUGCCAUCCGCCCCGAGACGGCCCUGGUCAGCAUCAUGGCCGUCAACAACGAGAUUGGCGUCAUCCAGCCGCUGGCCGAGAUUGGCCGCCUGUGCCGCAAGAAAAAGGUCUUCUUCCACAGCGACGCCGCCCAGGCUGUCGGCAAGAUUCCCCUCGACGUCAACGCCAUGAACAUUGAUCUCAUGUCCAUUUCGUCGCACAAGAUCUACGGCCCCAUGGGCAUCGGCGCCUGCUACGUUCGCCGUCGUCCGCGCGUGCGUCUUGACCCCAUCAUCAGUGGUGGCGGCCAGGAGCGUGGUCUGCGCAGUGGCACACUGGCCCCUCCGCUGGUUGUUGGCUUCGGUGAGGCGUGCCGCAUCGCACACGAAGAGUUUUCGCGUAUCAAGUAUCUCUCCGACCGUCUGCUCAACGGCCUCCUGGCCAUGGAGCACACGUCCCAGAACGGCGACCGUGACCACUUCUACCCGGGCUGCGUCAACGUCUCCUUUGCCUACGUCGAGGGCGAGUCUCUUCUGAUGGCCCUCAAGGACAUUGCCCUGUCCUCGGGCAGUGCCUGCACGUCCGCUUCCCUCGAGCCGAGUUACGUCCUGCGCGCCCUCGGCAACAGCGACGAGAGCGCUCAUUCGAGUAUCCGCUUUGGAAUCGGCCGCUUCACCACGGAGCAGGAGAUUGACUACGUGCUACAGGCGGUGCGCGAGCGUGUCAGCUUCCUGCGCGAGCUCAGCCCGCUGUGGGAGAUGGUGCAGGACGGCAUCGACCUCGACUCGAUCCAGUGGACCGCCCACUAA
Molecule: messenger RNA, 1578 nt
Organism: Sporothrix brasiliensis 5110
Lineage: Eukaryota; Fungi; Ascomycota; Sordariomycetes; Ophiostomatales; Ophiostomataceae
Product: cysteine desulfurase
Exons: 2
Coding region: 1-1578 (525 amino acids)
Biological process (GO): [2Fe-2S] cluster assembly
Cellular component (GO): mitochondrion; nucleus; cytosol
Molecular function (GO): pyridoxal phosphate binding; cysteine desulfurase activity
Source: RefSeq, a predicted model, not a curated record